ACUUUACAGUGAGGAAUACGCAUAUGAUUAAAUAGAGGAACCAGUAUGAAAUUGCGCUAAAACGGUUAAAUACCCGGGAAAUUUCGUGCCAUGUUCCAAGUUAAGAAGUCUACGCCAUGGCCGCUGCUCCUUCCUUUCGACCCGAAGACGAAGACCCCCACUUUACCCUUGGAAGAUACUUCACUUGCUUAUUAGGCUUCACGCCCACCAAACCGAAAUACCCAAUUGAGGUUUACAUGAUCUGGAAAGACCCCUUUCACUAGCUGCAUCGAAAUCAAAUCAUUCUUCUUCCUUCCCAAAUCCCAGAUGGAUGUGGUUGCAGGUGCGGCUCUGGGAACCGCCUUCAAUGAGCUCUACACAGUAGUCGUGGAGGUGGGUAAAGGCGCCAUCCGAUUCAAACCCACGCUCAAACGCCUUGAAUCCACCCUCAGACGCAUAGGCCCGACGAUCAAGGAGAUAUCGGAGUACAAUCGGCUUCUGGACCGCCCAGAGGAGGAAACGGCGCCUCUAAUUUCGCUAAUGAAGGAAGGUGAGACCCUUGUGCGCAAGUGCGCCAAAGUCCGGUGGUGGCACUGCUGCAAGAAGCCGCCCAACACCCGGAGGCUGCGCGAAUUAGAAGAUCGUCUUGAAGAGAUUAUUCAGGUGGAUUUUAUGGUCUUUCAGUGCAGAGACAACAAGGAGAUUUUGCACAGCGUAAAGGAAUUGGACAGGAAAGUGAGUGGCUCCAAUUCUCAGAGCUCGUUUUCUACGGCGGCCGGUGGGAUUCCAGAGCCGCCGGCGUUUACGGUUGGGUUGGAUGUUCCUCGUGAGGAAUUGAAGCUGAAACUGCUUAAAGAAGAUAUGCAAAUUAUUGUGCUGUCGGCUCCUGGGGGAUGUGGGAAGACCACUCUGGCUAAAAUGCUAUGCGGAGACAAAGACGUUAAAGAAAAAUUCAAAGACAACAUCUUCUUUGUCACCGUCUCAAAUACACCCAAUGUGAAGGUCAUUGUACAAAAAAUUUAUCAACAUAAAGGCUAUCCAGUGCCAUAUUUUCAAAAUGAUGAAGAUGCAAUCAACCAAAUGGAACAACUUUUCAAGGCAAUAAGAGCAGUUCCUGUACUAGUAGUUUUGGAUGAUGUUUGGUCUGGAUCAGAAGACCUUCUUCAGAAGUUUGAGUCUAGAAUUCCUGAACACAAGAUUUUGGUUACAUCAAGAUUUUCAUUUCCUAGAUUUAAUUCUACAUAUAAGUUGAAAUUGUUGAAUGAUCAAGAUGCUAUGACUCUUUUCACUUCCACAGCGUUACAGCAUGUUGGGAAUUCUUACACUCCCGAUGAUGAGCUUGUGAACAAGAUGGUGAAGGGCUGCAGGGGAUUCCCGCUAGCCAUUAAGGUGAUUGGUAGUGCACUUUGUGGACAACCUGAGGAGAUCUGGAAAACCAGAAUGAUGGAAUUGUCUGAUGGUCAAUCCAUUUUUGAAUCUGACAGUAAUCUACUUGAUUGUCUCCAAAUCAGCUUGGAUGUUUUGGACAGAAGAACUAUACUAAGAGAGUGCUUCCUUGACUUGGGUUCAUUUCCUGAAGAUCAAAGAAUCCAUGUCCCCGCCCUUAUUGAUAUGUGGACUGAAUUGUAUGAACUAGAUGAUGAUGGGGUGCAGACUGUUGCAAACAUCCAUAAACUCUCUGCCCGGAAUCUGGCUAAUCUUGUAGUCACAGGUGAGGCCGAUGGCUGCUACAAUGAGUACUAUGUGACACAGCACGAUCUUCUAAGAGAGCUGGCAAUUCAUCUGAGCAGCCAGGAGCCAAUAGAGCUGAGGAAAAGAUUAAUUAUGGACCUAAGCGGAAACAAUCUUCCUAAGUGGUGGAAGGAGCAAAAACAGCAACCCAUCAGUGCUCGUCUCUUGUCCAUCUCUACAGAUGAAACAUUCUCAGGCUGGUAUGACCUGCAACUACCCGAAGUUGAGGUUCUAGUCCUGAAUUUCUGUACAAAGAGUUACACAUUGCCCGACUUCAUGUUGAAAAUAGGCAAACUGAAGGUUCUGGUCAUAACAAAUUAUGGCUUCUGGCCUGCCAAACUAAUUAAGUUUCCACUUCUUUGUUCUUUAUCAAACCUAAAGAGUAUCAGAUUGGAGCAUGUCUUAAUUCCUUCCCUGAGGGAAACCACUGUACAGCUGAUGAACUUGAAAAAAGUAUCCUUGGUGAUGUGUGAGAUUGGUGAGGCUUUUGAGAACUAUGGCAUCCAGAUCCAUGACAUGUUCCCAAAUCUUGUGGAAAUCAACAUUGACUACUGCAAGGAUCUAGUGAAGUUGCCUGCGCAGCUUUGUGAUAUUUUUCACCUAAAGAAGCUUAGUAUCACCAAUUGUCACAUGUUGUCUGAACUCCCUGAAGAAUUUGGGAAACUUGCCAAUUUGGAAAUGCUCAGAUUGCGUGCUUGCGCAGGAUUGUUGGAGCUGCCGGGCUCAAUUGGCAACCUCCACAAGCUGAGCUUUCUUGAUUUGUCUGAGUGUUUUAGCAUCGGGACUGUGCCAGAGGAGAUGGGGGAGUUGUGUAACUUGAGAAUGCUGCACAUGAGAGGGUGCUCAAGUUUGUGUGAAUUGCCACCCUCGUUUGAGAAGCUUGUCAGCCUAAAGGGCGUGAUUUGCGAUGAGGAGACAGCUAGUCUUUGGGAUUCAAUCCAUAUCCCUGGCCUACAGAUAACAGUGAGUAAAGAAAAUGUCAACUUGAAUUUUCUGCACAAUCCUCAGUUUUAGUAGCGUUUAUAAUGGAAAAUCUUGAAGAUUCAUUUGGAUGAAGAAUUUUAUUUUAAGAAAUGAGAAAAAAAAAAUGAAAAAAAUUUAUUUUUGGUUA
Malania oleifera is the source of this 2821-nucleotide messenger RNA. RefSeq names its product probable disease resistance protein At5g66900. The transcript has 5 exons. NCBI's taxonomy places the organism in Eukaryota, Viridiplantae, Streptophyta, Magnoliopsida, Santalales, Ximeniaceae. The coding region runs from base 307 to 2724 and encodes 805 amino acids. Gene Ontology annotation, molecular function: ATP hydrolysis activity; protein binding; ADP binding. The record is from RefSeq and is a predicted model, not a curated record. Gene Ontology annotation, biological process: defense response to fungus.